Molecule: messenger RNA, 1090 nt
Organism: Vombatus ursinus (common wombat)
Lineage: Eukaryota; Metazoa; Chordata; Mammalia; Diprotodontia; Vombatidae
Exons: 5
Coding region: 309-1028 (239 amino acids)
Source: RefSeq, a predicted model, not a curated record
CAGAGCUUCCCCGGUCCUCUGUGAGAGUGGAGCAAGGCACGCCAGCCCCUUAAAAAGUCAGGAGCUGAAUGGAAAGGAAAUCAGGCAGCCAGCGUGAGGCUCUGCUCCACGGUCAGAGGGCGAGGAUGGAGGUCAGCCCAGCAGCCCUCAAUAAAUGUCAGCGGAGGUAUUGACAUAACUAACCAAGCCUAUGCCCCACUUUGGCAAGCGUUCAAGGGAAUAUUGACAGGCGGCUCUCCUCUGCCACCCGGCAGAGCCAGGGGAGGUCAGAGCUCAGAGGACAACAGCUUCAGCCGUCCGCACCCAGCAUGAGCCAGAGGCCGGGGUCCUGGGCCAGAGGGCCUCCGGGAGUGGCUGAGGGGAAGCUAGAGGUCCUGGAGAAGUUCUUUCAGCCUCCUUGGGCCUGGGAACGGGCAUCCUCACGGAGCUCGUCUUCCUCCUCCCCGGGCUCCUCAGGCCACCCUCCCCAGCUGGGCAGGGGGCCGCUGAUCGGCGGCCGGGGCCCCGGGGAGAGGCUGAGGUUUUCCACCUUCCUCGAUGAGGUGACACGGAGGGUGCUGAGUCCUGCCCAGCUCCGGGCUCUGGGAUGGAGGGGUGCCCUGGACCCACUCAGACACUCUCCUCCCCCAGGAAGCCAGCUGGUGUUUCCCGAGGACCGGCUCUCUGAGAUGCAGACACAGCCACGUUCGCCGGAGCCCCGAGGGGGCUCCUUGGACACAGGAUCUACAGGGGAAGAUGGAGAUGGGGACCCCAAGUUCAACCUGGGGCAGGUGUGGGAGAAGCUGAUGACCUUGAAGGAACAGUUCCUGAGGCUGCAGGAGGACCUAGCCAGCACCCACAGGGCCCACCAAGUCCUGGAGGAGAAGCUGCAAAGCCUGAUGUCCAGGUUGGCCUCCAGCCCCCCAGGACCCCCUGUGUUCCUUCUCCUGAACGAGGCUCCCAGCUGCUCCCUGGACUCCGCCAUGCCCUGGGCGAGCCCAGAGCUGAGGGAGGGGGGUAGUGUGGGGGUUCUGGGUGCAACCCCAUGAGAGGACUGCACCCCAGGCUCCCCUGCCCCACCCUUCUUAAUGUCAGCAAUAAAGCCCUAGCC